Messenger RNA from Dermacentor andersoni, 10472 nucleotides. RefSeq names its product sodium/calcium exchanger Calx-like. The record is from RefSeq and is a predicted model, not a curated record. Gene Ontology annotation, molecular function: calcium:sodium antiporter activity. Gene Ontology annotation, biological process: cell communication; sodium ion transmembrane transport; calcium ion import across plasma membrane. Gene Ontology annotation, cellular component: postsynapse; sarcolemma; axon. NCBI's taxonomy places the organism in Eukaryota, Metazoa, Arthropoda, Arachnida, Ixodida, Ixodidae.
UCGCGCUCUGCGGCUUCUUCAGUUGGGCGUAGUGCGUGUUGGCGUGCGGGACGCAAGCUGGAAGAGUGUAUUGCUAAAAGAUGCUUUAACGGUGCCGCAAACUAUAGCAGUCACGUCUGGCUCGGUGGCAGCAGACGCCGCUCGUUCUAGGCGAAAGUGUUAGCAGACGGAAAGUGCACACGGAAAGCAGACGGAUAAUAACGAUCAAGUCACUUGGAGGCGGGACUACCGCUGACAAACGACCACCACCCCUUGAAGUGCCGCCAACUCGGCCCUCCCCCCUCGAAGAAUAAGCAGCGAUGGACUCCGAGUCCAACUACACGUGCAGCGACGGGCUGCUGCUGCCCUUCCUGGACGAGUCCAGCUGGUCAAGGGGCGGCCGCUCGUUCGUCUACCUGCUGGGCCUGCUGUACUGCUUCCUGGGCGUGGCCAUCAUCGCGGACGUGUUCAUGUGCGCCAUCGAGCGCAUCACGUCCAAGACGAGGCGGCUGACGCUCUCGGCCCAGGUGCCCGGCGGCCAGCCGGACAUCAUAGAGGUCAAGGUGUGGAACGAGACCGUGGCCAACCUGACCCUUAUGGCACUCGGGUCGAGCGCGCCCGAGAUACUGCUCGCGAUCAUCGAGAUCGUCGGAAGUGGGUUCGUAGCUGGCGACCUGGGUCCCGGAACCAUCGUUGGCUCGGCCGCCUUCAACCUGCUCGUUAUCACCGCUGUGUGCGUGGUAUCGAUUCCUGCCAACGAAGUCCGGACAAUACGCAUGAUCAAGGUGUUCGGCAUCACGGCGUUCUUCAGCGUGUUCGCCUACCUCUGGCUUCUCGUGGUGCUCAUGGGUUCGAGCCCGAACGUGAUCGAGCUCUGGGAGGCCAUCCUGACGCUGCUCUUCUUCCCGCUGCUGGUGUUCCUGGCCUACGCGGCGGACACGGGCAUCUUCUGGCCCGGGGCGCGCAAGCGCAGCGCCCAGAAGCAGCUCGAGCUGCAGACCACGGCCGACAUCGCCAAGACCACGAACGCCGUCGGUCCGGCCACACCAGGAGGAGGACCUGCACGCCGAGAGUUCUUCCCCAACGGCGAGUUCAACCGGGAGAACCUGUUGGACUUCAUACGGGAGAUCCGCAAGCACCCCGGGCUGACGGACGAGGACGCGGCGUGCCUGGCGGCGGCCAAACUGGCCGAGCAGCAGCACCACACGCGCAUGUGGUACCGGGUGGGCGCCAUCCGGAACCUGACCGGAGCCCGCCGAACCACGCCCAGCAUCAACGAGAAGCUGCAGCACAAACUCGACCAGGAGGUACGGGAGAUGUUCGCACUAGCUGCUCAGGACGAGACUGACGCAAAGGCUGCGGACGAAGUGGAGCAGGGUAAACUGCUGAAGCCCGUGCCUGAACCGGAGAACAAGAACGUGGCCACCAUCGAGUUCAACGCCAGUUCGUGCGCCGUGCUCGAGAAGGCCGGCAAGGUGGACGUGAUCAUACGGCGCAAGGGAAAGCUCGACUGCCCCGCCACCGUUAGGGUCGAGACCAUCGACGGCACGGCGCUGGCGGGCGAGGACUACAUGGAGCUGCGGCAGAUGGUGAUGUUCCAGCCGGGCGAGACCCAGCGCCGCGUCACGGUGCAGAUCGUGGACGACAACCAGUGGGAGCCCGACGAGACGUUCUUCCUGCGGUUGUCGCUGCCCGCCGCCGGCGACGGAGCCGGGGUCGCCCUGGGUCGGAAGUCCGUCAUGGAGAUCACCAUCAUCGACGACGACCAGCCCGGCAUCUUCGAGUUCCGGCGCCGGGGCCUGCUGGUCCGCGAGAGCGUGGGCACGGCCCAGGUGGCCGUGGUGCGCACCAAGGGCGCCGACGGCACGGCCUACGUGCACUGGCGCACACGCAGCCAGACGGCCAAGGACGGCGAGGACUUCCACGGCGGCGAGGGCAAGCUGGUGUUCGAGCACGGCGAGACGGUCAAGAACAUCGAAAUCCCCAUCGUGGACGACUUCGAGGCCGAGAAGGACGAGCACUUCGAGGUCGAGCUGUACGACGCGUCGCCGGGCUCCGGCCUGGGACACCUGACCAAGACCACCGUCACCAUCACCAGCGACGAAGAGUUCAACACCAUCGUUAACCGGUUGAUGUUGAUGACCAACACCAACGUGGACAAACUGAGGCUGCACUCCGCCGACUGGGCGGGCCAGAUAAAGGACGCGAUGAACGUCAACGGCGGCGACAUCGACAACGCCGAGGCCGUCGAUUACGUCAUGCACUUCAUCACUUUCGGGUGGAAGGUACUAUUCUCGUUGGUACCGCCUACGGGCUUUAUGGGCGGCUGGCUGACCUUCUUCGUGUCUCUGGCUGCCAUCGGUCUGCUGACGGCCGUCAUCGGCGACCUGGCCGGCAUCUUCGGCUGCCUCGUAGGCCUGGAGGACACGAUUACGGCCAUCACGUUCGUCGCGCUGGGCACUUCCCUGCCCGACCUGUUCGCCUCCAAAGGUGCCGCCCGCGCGGAGAAGUACGCCGACAACGCCGUCGGAAACGUCACCGGAAGUAACUCCGUCAACGUGUUCUUGGGUCUGGGUCUGCCCUGGGUCCUGUCGGCCGCCUACUGGCAGAUCAAAGGGAGCGUCUUCAAUGUUCCCACUGGUUCCCUCGGCUUCAGCGUGGGCAUCUACUGCGCCUUCUCGUUGACCUGCAUCGCGCUGCUCAUGCUGCGACGGAAGCUGGCCUUCUUCGGCAAGGCCGAGCUGGGCGGUCCUCGACCGGCGGCCAUCGCCAGCGGCGUCUUCAUGGUGUUCCUGUGGGUCCUCUACAUCGUCCUGUCGGCGCUGAAAACGUACAACCACAUCUGAAGACGUACAACCACGUACAACGACCACCUUGCGCGCGCGCUGCCUGUAACCAUACACGAUUUCAGUGAGAGCUCUCACGGGGGUACCGUCGUUUCAGGCUGCUAAAGGGGAACGUUUUCGCCGAAGGUUCGGCUUCACGCGACGGAGCGAUAUCGUUUAUUUGGAGAGCAGACGGCUUGUACAACCUGGCGCGAGGUCAUCGAGUCGUGCGUGCCUCGAUCGCUGCAAUCCCGCAGAAUACGACGGGCUUCCGCUUUAGGAUUCUCUCAGCUCGCCGGUACAGGCGCGCAUUCAGAGCAGGCGAGUCGCAUAUAUUUUGUGCGUUUGUUCGAAAAGAAUCACGGAAGCCUUUGCAGAGGCGCUGGAUAGAGACACAGGCUUUAUGUUUUAAAAUAAGUUUUGCAGGCCAGUUCUCGGAGGAGGUGCUGUGUCACGUUCGAGGGUGACCUGCUAUCGAGAGUUCCUCUGCUCCGUCCCCGUUCGUCGUCUCCUCUUCUCACUUUUUUUUUCUCGUGUGAAUGCUUCCGCAGGCGGAUCAUGCGAUGUCUAGCCGUCGUAACGUCGUGUAUUCGUCCGCGAACUCGCACACCAUACAUCCGCCCUUGUGGUUUCCUUAAAGCUCGCUCUAUACUUUUCGUAAAGACGCGCCAAGCCCUAGCAUAAAGCUGCGUAUACGUAUCAUAUUUACGAUUACUUUUCACGCGCCAACGGCAAUGACAGAGCGCCGCAAGCUAGCCCUUCUGCCAAAGGACACCGAUGCCAAAUAGACUGAGUAAAAAAAAAGUAUUUAUUGUAAUACUCAGUCAGCUCCUCAUAUUGGCUCAGGGCUAGUGGAGCAGUGCAGAUGUACUACGUAGCGAAUAUACAUCAGCGUACAAAAAAUCACAAGACGGACGGUUGCAACUACAAAGAACAAGCGCUGAUUGCCUUCUGUUGCACACGCUAAUAGCGAAAAAUAUUCCCGUUGCCAGCCCGGCAAUGCUGACAAGGCGGUAUGUAUAGGGAGACAAACAUUUGGCCUCGACAGAAGGAUUGAACGGAUGGAAAACGUUUGUAUAGAAGUUGAUGGCACGCUGGCCUACAUGUUGAGGAUUGCAGUGUGGACAAAAGCAAACGUCCUGCUCUCAGCUUUGUGCAGGCCAUGCUGCUUGUUUUGGCUUUAUGUUCAUGGCGUCUGGGCGACGUCAGAUCAACAUCUAAAUGAACACUUGGUAGAUCAUUGUUUAAGUGCUCACAUUACUGUUGCGGAUAUCAAAUUUAAACAACAAUGACAACUCCUGAAUAAGUUCGGCGUGCUUGAACGUACUCUGACGUAUUUGGAACAGCGGGUAAAAAGACUGCAUAUUAGCCAACGCGCACGUAAAAGAACAACCUAUGUUCAGUUGUCUACGAUGAACACCAAUUCACACUCUAUUGACGAAGCACAAUGACCUUUUCAAGAUCAACCUUCCCGACAGUGCAUGAACCGUCAGCGAACAGCUUUUAAGAAAUGUUGGUUGAUGAGUUUGCUCGAACGGAUAGCCUUUCCUCUGCAAGCUCAGUGUGAUUGGUAUUGGUUUUCGACAAAGCCUAUCGUGAUAGCCUUGGGCGAUGUUUUGUUGAUGGGUUGGUGGAGGAAGUAGCCUGCUAGUGUGUUUGUAGGGAGUGGCAGUCAAUGUUGAGUUUUGGCUGUUUAUCGGUUAAGGUCUUCCUUUUCAUGGUGUAAGAUUACCAGUACUCCUACGAGAACUAUUGCAAACGCAUUGGCAAAUUAUUGAUGACGUCCUUCAUGGUGUGGGUAAAAUGUUGUUGUCUGGGUAGGGAUAUAGUGUGCUUUCAUUGACGGUCUCUCCGCAAAACCUUUCUUUUCAAUGCAAGGUCGUUGUGGUUGGGUUGUUUUUUGUCACAAUCUUUCACAAAUGUUAACGUGUUCGGCUGAAUAGGCAUCAGCCUCGAGGUAACAAGUUACCGUGCAGCUAUUGGCGUGUGAGAGCAUGACAUAUUUCUACCAGACGUGUGCUAGAAAAUCUAGCUUUCGAGUGUAAGAAAAUUGAGAAUGUGUGAAUAUUCGAUGACAUAUUUCUGCAAAUGAACUUGGGCAGUGUUUCGUUGAUGUACUUGGUGGUCUAUGUAAUUGGCUGUUGGUAACAGGCCGGUGUGCAAGGCUUCUGGACCGUUUUGUGACUCUGCUGAAAGAGUGUACUUUUCAAGCGCAAGAUGACCGCGACUGUGUUGAUUUCUCCCGAGAGACUUUACAGACACUCAUCAGCGCUUUGUUGAUGUUUGGCUGUUUGAGGGGGCCUAGUGUGUGCGCCAGUUACGUUAAUGUUGGUUGAACAAGUUGAAAUGUUCAUGUAUGACUGGAUGCUACAUUCCGUAGAACAGCUCUGAAACGAGUUCGCGUGUCGACUGGAAUGAAUAUUCGGCGCCUGCAUUUUGCCAUUGUUCAGGCUAAAGUGUAGUAAAGCGUCAUUCCAUCGAUGAUGCACUCCAAACUCGAGGUACAAACUGCAGAGGUGACACGGGGUCACUCUGGAUGUGUACAGGGUGCUUGUGACCGAACUUUGCCUCGUUGUACGGUAUAGUGAAGGCCACACUCUUAAGAACAAAGAUGAUGCCAGCAACUAUUUUAACAGAAGUAACUGCUGAUGCCACAUUUUAAAUACUAUUGCUUGAGUUUCGUACCUUUCAACGGAGAGGCAGUCGCGAGCAGCAGUUUAAAAACCACACACGUCAGGAACAAUUUUUUUUCUCAGCCUACGUGUGCACAAAAUCAAGUGCGUGAGUCCACGUGUGGUACAAUGCACUGUCACAGUUCCACGGUGUGAAGCUGCGCAAGAAGUAAUCCUUAAUUUUUGUUGACGUGGUGGUGGCAAAAUUUUUGCUCGCGAGUUUACGUUCAUUUUAGGAUGGCGCAAACAGAGAGAACGUUAUUCAUCGGUGAGUACAAGAAAUCUCGAAAAUAGAGUAAAGAUAGGCAGAUAAAUUCGAAGCAGUUACUCUCUUAUAAAAUAGAGUUGACUAUACACCUUUGUUCGCAGAGCGCACCAAUCGCUGUAUUCAAAUUGCAGUCACAAAAUUACUCCACUUGUAACCGACAAUGUGAUAUACCUGAUACAUAAGAACAAAGUGUGGCAGAUAAUUGACUUGUGUGAUAUCUUUCUUGGGCACAUUUGUUGGAGUGCCUCUUAAUGAUCGCAAGCGAAAAAAGUUACUUUUCAACACUGCCUCAUUUAAACUCUUGAGACAUACCUUGUAUUCCUGUGACGUAAAAGUGAACCCGUUGUACUUGCUACAAAAAAAAAAAAAGCUUAUGCACACUUCAACAACUGCGGAGGGGACCACCGUGCUGUUUCGGCACAGAUAUCACUGCAGGCUGCGAAUGAAAUAUUAAUGUCGACGUACAAUACCGUCCACACUUAAAGGGAACAUGUAAUUGUUAUAAAAAGCAAGCAUAGCUUCAGCAUUUUUUUCUAUUUAACAAAUGAAGUGUCGUCAGCAUGACAUCUCAGGCAGAUGUCUACUGAAGGAAGGAUUAUUUUUGCAAGCCCUCAUGCCAGAGAUAAACUGUAAUUAAGGCCGGAAUACUCAAUAUGUGUUCCUUCUACAUAUGCAGUGUAUCGUACAUAUCCCUGACUGUGGAAGUAUAGCUUUCACAUUCUUUAUUUACAUCACUAGAGCUCUGAUUUCCUGUAUCAAGUUCGUAUGAACUAGACAAAUGACGAUGCCUGCUGAAGCAUCCCUUUGCUCUUUAUAAAUACAUACACCCUCUGAGGUUUAUCUUGUCCCCAAACAAAUAUUUAUCAUCUUUCAUGCGAGCAUUUUCUUUCUUGACGCUGCGCUACCGGUACUGUCAGGUCAAGAACCGCAUGCUCAUAUCAGCACGAUAUGAAACCUGGCAGAUGGUAAAACAGUGAAUGUAGUGUGAAGGGACAUGUACGCAAAAUAGUCGGCGAUUAUCGCUGGAGAACAAUAUAAGCAACAAGGGAUUCUUUUCUUUUAGAGUAGCUGUGCUGUACUCUAAAGAACCAGGCCGUUCCGGUGACUUAUAGUGAGGGAGUAACUUCUUGUCCCGUGUUUCACUCCAUUUUUGACGACGUGUUUCACGAUGGAGUGUGCUCGCUCUUCCCAUAGAAUACGUUGGCAUGGCUCUUCGAAAACGAGGAAAAUAUACAGUAUGGUCCAUUGUCAAGAACAGCUAACUAGUAUUCAAACCAACAUAGACUGAACGACUCAUUAAAUUGAGAAAAAAAAAGCACUUGAUGUAGCGCGGCAUGCAAACCUGUAUUGGCAAACACGUCUACGCCAAGCUUUUGCGUUAAAAUCACAGCUGUAAUCGCAGUUUUAAUCAGUCACGAAGUACUAAUCUAAUGCUUCCUUUACAGUGGACCAUCCCUAGUGAGCCCAGGAACUCCCCAAAUGCAGUUGAAUAUGAGAGUAGUUACUGUCACAAAAGGCAGUCGUCAGGACUCCCUUCUUUAGAGUGCAUACGUAGUCGUGAGAACUGCCUCCUCCUUUUUUUCGGCGCCAAUUCCGCCGUGACCCGUGUUUGAUAAAUUAGCUGGGCUAUAAUGUCUCUACUGGUCCCUAUCGUCCAUCGUUGACGCUGGUAUUUUUAACGCUGUCUGUACUUUAAGGCAAGCCUUUGUUCUUAUGUCUUGUUCUUUCCAGUUCACAGAGCUUCAAAGGUGCAGGGUAUCUCUACACUUCAGUGUGAAAAGCAACCUCAUCUUGUAAAUAUGUGUUGUACCAUUGACCUAUUGCCUUCCGCAUCCGUAAUCAUAAACCUUUCUUCCUUUACUUGUACCACGGCACUUUUGUUUCGCAAGCUUACUGCACGCUUUAUGUUCAGUGGUGCAGUGGGUACAAGCACAAAAGGACGCAGUGUUAGGGAGUUGAAGGAUUUGGAUUGGCUGCACGUUCAAUAAUGCGUGGAAGUUUUAAUAACAUUAGUAGAUUUGUUCAUACUCCAUAUCGCAGAAUCGCGAUCACCGCCCCUUUCCGUUGGCUGUCACGUUACAGAAUUAGUGUAAUUCUGCUCCUGUGUUUUGCCACAACUUACACUUCAGACAUCAUGACUGAUGUCUGAGGCGGGGUCAAUCCUGUGGUAGAUUUUCGCGCUACUUUUAGGACGCAAUGAUCAAUCCUUCGUGCAAUGCUCCCUGCUGCACCACAAACUUUUGGGAGCCUUUUUUCCCUUUCGAGUGAGAUAUUCUGUCACCGUUACUUAAUAUGUUUCAUCGUCGCAUAUUUGACAGUCCCUUACGAUUGACAUCCAAGCUAAGAACGUCAGAUGAUUUCAUCUUUCAGAGAUUGUAGUUCCAGAAUGCUCCGAUAACGUUGCCGAUGUGUGAGAGAGCAUUCGAGCGGCAUUUCGAUGAUGAACUGCCUCUAGCAGUGAUUUAUCGUACGAUGUUAUACCUACGUAUAUUCUAUACAGCCAACAAACAGUCGCUAACUACCAACGGUUUCAAUGAAGGUUUUAUACUCAUGGUGAAAAUGCCUUCCGCGCAUGCGCAAUACAAACUGCAAUAAAACCGUAAGGUAUAACUUGAUGUUUUACGUGACGGCUGUGUUUUAAAAAUAAAUAUCAAAUUUCGAAGAACAUGGAUUGAUAGAUGUAUUAGUAACGCAAUCAUACCCUUUCUUCUGAGUAACGUGCGGCAAAGUUGCCCAAGACUUUCGAAGCAUAAAUAGCAGUGAUGGUCAGCUUCAUUAUGCGCACUGGAGCGGCAUUGUUGCCGCAGUAUUGUUCAAUUGCUGCUCUGCAUGACUUUUGGAGCAGUUCUGGAGCUCUCUGGAAUGACCACUCGAAGACGUCAUAUAGAUAUAUCCAUGAGUGGGCACGGCAUUUGUAAUGAGAACACAAGAUAUACGGCGCGCGUGACGGCUGCUAGCUGACUUCAGGACGUCUAGCCCGCCUUGCCUUACAUCGGCGUUCUUGGAUGUUCUAGAGAAUGAUAUGAUCUCUUCCUCUCCAUUUCGUCACCAUUAUCACAAUUUUGAGUCUUCUGUAUUCGACUCGCACGGUUGAUCAUACGACGCAUGCCACAGAGCUAUUGCUAAACAGCGCUCAUAUGGUCCCACUGACCUUCUUUCUUUUGGCAAAGACUGGACCCAUUCCAGUGACGCACCCCUGUGCAGAUGAAAGAUGGCGCCCCAUACUGAGACGCACACUUACUCUGUGUACUUUCCGCUGACACAGUGCACACCAUGUGUUUCUUCUCGUUGUCGCUAAGAGCACGGAAAAACAAUGGCGCGUUCACAAAUGCAUUUACAUAGCGCAUGUAUAUCGCUUCAUUCAAACACGACUUUCUCGAAUUAUUUAAAAUUCUUCUUCAUCAAGUAUUGCUGAAGCAACAGUGUUCAAAUUUCUCGGUGACAUAUGGAGUAUGAUUUCGUUUUAUUGCAUGAGCGCUUUUCUGCCGGCUAUUGAGCAUAGAACAAUGUGAAUCCGCGGGAGGCGCGAUGAUGCUGAAAUCUCGUAAGGAACUCUCAUCAGCAGUUAACUUAUACUGAGGCUGCUCUUGAUGCCAUGGUCAACCCUACGUCGAAUAUCAGACACGAUGUACCGCUAUAAGCGUAUUGUUGAUUAUCACUUCACUGCUACCACGCCGCGUGGAGUAAGCCGUACCCUUCUAUGUGCUUACGGAAAUACAAAUAGAAAAAAAUAUAUAUUAUCAAGCUUUUUGUACGCUGCUGAGAAAGAAGAGGGUGUGUCUUUCACAGAAGUUUUGAAUGACAGCACCUCUUGCGAGCCUCUGACAAACUACCAGUUUCAUCAUUUGCCGUUUGGUUCAUUCAAACACUAUCGCAAAGAUCUUCUCUGAUGCUCGAGUAAUGGCGGGGGCUUUCGUAUCCUAAAACGUUCCUCAACUUGACGCUCCCCCUGAACUCAGGAAAGUGGAUGGCAGAUUCGCCUCUCAACUGAAGCAGUCACUGCGAUAUUGCGGCGUUGGAUACAUUCACAACGCGUGCUUGAGAUCUACGAGGGCAGCGCCGUGAAACUCCACGGCGAUUCGCAACUCAAAAAAUUAUGUAACCCUCUCGGUGUCUGCAUCAUGCGCAGGUGUAGAGUGAAGGUGCAUUUCUCAAGCAACUCGCAGUCGUAGCAACUCUCGAGAGAGAGAGGUCACUUUAUAGCCUCCGAGAUCAGAGGGCGAGCGAAAACGCCUUUGCCAGCCGAUCUCGGAGGCCACUGUUAUUCAAUCGCACUGUCUUCAGACGAUGGGUGGCGCUUGUGCACCACUCGGUGGAGUUGUGGAAGAGGGGUUCGAGCCGAGCUCUAUACGGUAAAAAACGGGUGUAAGUUUGUUGUCACAAUUCUGCGGAGUACUAUUGGAUGCUGAACAAUAAUUUUUUUUGCCUUCGUUUUACCUUCCCGUGCCCCAGUUCCUUUGCAGAGUAAUCUUAUUUACAUAUGCAUUGCACGACCGGUGAGAGCAAGAAGGACAGAUGUAUUUACACCUCCACUGUGCAGUGCCGUCUUUCCGAAAGACUAUAAAUAUGAGGCACGAAAUGGCACUGCGUACAUUAUGCACGACCGCAUUUGCAUUAUUGUGAUUUUUUGGGCCGUGCUGUGUGGCUUCUGCAUUGUUUGUAUGCGUGAAGUGUGUUGUAUUGUGCGUUCACAAAGAAAAUAAUAAAAUAUGAACGAAUGCUGCCGAA